AUGUCGGAAGAAAACAAGUGGAAGCCUGAAGGUCAAGAGGAUGAGGAGGAGGAGGAAAUCGACGAGACUGCGUACAAGCAUGCGAAAGAUGCAGUAUUGUUCGCUAUUGAAGUGAGCGACUCCAUGUUGGUCGCGCCGCCGCCCACAGACUCGAAGAAGGCUCAAAGAGACACGCCAACGUCUGCAGCAUUAAGGUGUGCGUUUGCUUUGAUGCAACAGCGAAUCAUAUCAAACCCGAACGAUAUGAUGGGUGUAUUGCUCUAUGGGACUGAGCAAACGAAGUUCCAGUCCGAAGAAAACUCUCGUGAUACAUUGUCGUACCCUCACUGCUACCUCUUAACCGACCUCGACGUCCCAGCGGCAGGCGACGUUCGUUCAUUGCGAGAUUUAGUUGGGGAUGAAGAGGAGUUCCACAAGCUACUCGUACCUUCCAAGGAGAGAGUUCCUAUGUCAAACGUUCUGUUUUGCGCCAAUCAGAUAUUUACAAUCAAAGCAGCCAACUUCGCCUCGCGAAGGCUUUUCAUAGUUACCGACGAUGAUGACCCACAUGGGAGAGACAAAGGGUUGAAGUCGGCUGCCACUGUGAGGGCCAAAGAUUUGUAUGACCUAGGAGUCACCAUUGAAUUGUUUCCCAUCUCAGUACCUGGUCGUACAUUUGACCGCUCUAAAUUUUACGACGACAUCAUCUACAAUAAUUUCCCAACAGACCCUGAGGCUCCUGCACCUAUAUCAGGUGGCACUGCUCCAACAUCAACAUCCGAUGGUAUUUCGCUUCUGCACUCCCUGCUCUCCGCCGUUAAUUCCAAAGCUGUUCCAAGACGUGCUCAAUUCUCUUCGAUGCCAAUGGAGAUAGGCCCAGGAUUUAAGAUUUCUGUCAAAGGUUAUAUCAUUCUUAAAAAACAAGAGCCAAAAAGAAGCUGCUAUGUUUGGCUCGAUGGUGAGAAAGCCCAGAUCGCUACCGGAACAACGGCACAAAUGGCGGAAGAUACUGGUCGGACGGUAGAAAAGGGCGAGAUCAGAAAAGCAUUUAAGUUUGGUGGAGAGCAGGUGACAUUCACGCCGGAAGAAGUCGCCUCAUUGAGGUACUUUGGUGAUCCAGGUAUCCGAAUCAUAGGCUUCAAGCCAGCCUCGAUGCUCCCCGUCUGGGCUAACACGAAGCCGGCAACCUUCCUCUAUCCAACCGAGCAGGACUACAUUGGCUCCACCCGCGUAUUCGCCGCUCUGCAGCAGAAACUCUUGAAAGAUAACCUCAUAGGACUUACCUGGUUUAUACCCCGAAGGAAUGCUAUACCGGCAAUAGCUAGCCUACAUCCUGGACCUGAGCGUCUAGAUGAGUCCGGUGGCCAACUUAUGCCCCCUGGUCUGUGGCUCGCUCCCCUUCCAUACGCAGACGACAUCCGACAGAAUCCAGAGACAACACUCAUCAAAGCACCAGAUCGCCUUGUGGAUAUCAUGCGAGAUGUUGUGCAACAACUUCAGCUACCAAAGGCACAAUAUGAUCCUUUAAAGUAUCCGAAUCCGGCAUUACAAUGGCACUACCGCAUUCUCCAAGCACUCGCCUUGGAGGAAGACAUACCAGAAAAGCCAGAGGAUAAGACGAUCCCCAAGUACAAGCAAAUAGCUAAACGCGCAGGGCCUUACGUCAAGGACUGGGCCGCAGAGCUCCAAGAAUCAUUCCAAAAGUACAGUGAGAGUCACGAACAUCCAUCUGUUCUCCCAACAAAAAGGAAGAACGAUGACGAGAUUGACUUGCCAGAGCGGAGUAAGAAGCUAAAAGCCAGCGAUGGACCUAGUGAGAGCCCUACCGAUCCGGAGAUGAAGGAAGCUUUCGAUCGACAAAAGCUCUCGAAAAUGAAAGUUGAGACGCUAAAAGUGUGGCUGAACGGCAAAGGCCUUGCUGUCAAAGGGAAGAAGCAGGACCUGAUUGAGAGAAUCGAAGAAUAUUUUGAGCAAAAAUGA
Molecule: messenger RNA, 1959 nt
Organism: Bacidia gigantensis
Lineage: Eukaryota; Fungi; Ascomycota; Lecanoromycetes; Lecanorales; Ramalinaceae
Gene: KU70
Product: ATP-dependent DNA helicase II subunit 1
Exons: 2
Coding region: 1-1959 (652 amino acids)
Biological process (GO): double-strand break repair via nonhomologous end joining; cellular response to gamma radiation; cellular response to X-ray
Cellular component (GO): Ku70:Ku80 complex; nucleus
Molecular function (GO): damaged DNA binding; DNA helicase activity; double-stranded DNA binding
Source: RefSeq, a predicted model, not a curated record